This is a messenger RNA of Auanema sp. JU1783, 1326 nucleotides long. The record is from the annotation of a GenBank genome assembly. Lineage: Eukaryota; Metazoa; Nematoda; Chromadorea; Rhabditida; Rhabditidae.
AUGAAAUCUUUUUGGACUAUAGUUCAUCGAGCUUAUGCAACGGCUUCUACACGUACAGCUUCGAAUCGGAUACUUUCCAGUCCGGUUCAUGGGCGUACUACACCUCCCAUAGUUUCUGCUAAUGAUGCCGUUUCUUCCAUACAAUCAAAUAGUGACAUUUACAUUCAUUCUCAUGCUUCUACUCCAACUGAACUAUUGGAAGCUUUGUGUCAGCAUGUUGAGAGUAAAAACUUGACAGAUAUUCGACCUAGCCAUAUCAUUCUGCAAGGAAAUAUUCCAUGGCUUCAAGAGAAGUUUUAUGGUAAAAUACGAUCCAACUGUCUCUUCAUCGAUGGCAUGUUGAGGAAGCUUGUGAACGCAGUUGAUGUUGCUCUCAUAAGUGUUAGCCCUCCUGAUGAACGCGGGUUUUGCACUAUGGGAGUCGAUGUCGACUGUUCUCUUGCAGCUGCUACUUCAGCCAAAAAGAUUAUCGCAAUCAUCAAUCCUAGUAUGCCUGCAACGUUCGGAGCUGGUCUUAUUCACUCAUCCCAUAUUGACUACUUUGUGGAAACUGAUAGACCUAUAUACGCGAAAGGCAAAGAAGAAGUUUCUAGCGAGAACGAGCGAAAGAUUGGAGAAAUUAUUGCUGAAAACUUGGUGGAGAACGGAGCAACACUCCAGCUGGGUAUUGGAGCUAUUCCUGAUUCAACCUUAGCAGCCAUGAAGAACCACAAAAAUCUCGGAGUACACACAGAAUUAGUCAGUGAUGGUGUGCUUGAUCUAAUAGAACUAGGUGUUAUUAACAAUUCCAAGAAAUCCAUAAUGCCAGGAAAGAUUGUCACGAGCUUCGCUUAUGGAACAGAAAAGUUUUACAAAGUUUUAGAUAGAAAUCCUAUAUUUCAUUUUGAAUCCUGUGCUUGGACUAAUCAUGUAGACAUAAUUAGACAGAACUCCAGAAUGACUUGUAUCAACUCAUGCUUAGAAAUAGACCUGACCGGACAGAUUGUUUCUGAUUCUAUAGGGAGCAAAUUCUAUUCAGGGUUCGGAGGACAAGUUGAUUUCAUUUUUGGUUCCUCAGUGGCUGUCGAUAAGAGAGGGAAAGCUAUCAUUGCUUUGACUUCGAGAACCAAUAAAGGAAAAUCAAAGAUUGUGCCUACUCUAGCUCAGGGAGCUGGUGUUGUCACAACCAGAGGACAUGUCAAUUAUGUCGUCACCGAGUAUGGUGUCGCUAAUCUUUGGGGAAAGAACGUUCGGGAGAGAGCGAGAGAACUAAUAAACAUAGCUCAUCCAGACGAUAGGGAAAAUCUCGAAAAAGAAGCUUACGAGAGGUUUAAAUGUAUUGUAUAA